ACUGUGAGGCGCUUUUAUUAUUUUUCUACUUUGAGAAGGGUUGAGAGUCGUAUAAGUUCUAUUUUGCUCAGUUAUGAGUUAAAUAUGUCUGUGAUUCUCUUAAACCAAUAAAGACUGUUGAAGGGACAAUAGUUUUCUGUGCCUAAUCAUUAGAAUAAAUUGCUAAGAAUUAAUUUUCACUUCAGUAUCUAUUUGAUAGGAUUUCUAAACUUGUCAGUUUUGCUAGGAGCUGCAUUGACUGCCUGGGAAAUUCUGCAGUGAGCCAUGCUGCGGGCGCCUGCGAUCGCGCGCCUCCUGCGGCCGGCGGCGCUGCGGGCCGCGUCAGCCGGCUCUGCCCGCCAGCAGGGCACCCAGCCGGACAAGAUCGAGGUGUUCGUCGAUGGCCAGAGCGUGCUGGUCGACCCGGGCACCACGGUGCUGCAGGCGGCAGCGAUGGUGGGCAUCGAGAUUCCUCGUUUCUGCUACCACGACCGUCUCUCGGUGGCCGGAAACUGCCGCAUGUGUCUGGUCGAGGUGGAGAAGGCCGCCAAGCCUGUGGCCGCCUGCGCCAUGCCCGUGAUGAAGGGCUGGAACAUCAAGACCAACUCUGACAUGACCAAGAAGGCGCGCGAGGGCGUCAUGGAGUUCCUGCUGGUUAACCACCCCCUGGACUGUCCCAUCUGUGAUCAGGGCGGCGAGUGUGACCUGCAGGACCAGAGCAUGGCGUUCGGCUCGGACAAGAGCCGCUUCACAGACAACUCCUUCACCGGCAAACGCGCCGUGGAGGACAAGAACAUCGGUCCGCUGGUGAAGACUAUCAUGACUCGGUGCAUCCACUGCACGCGCUGCAUCCGGUUCGCCUCCGAGGUGGCCGGCGUGGAUGACCUGGGCACCACCGGCCGAGGCGGCGACAUGCAGGUGGGCACGUACGUGGAGAAGAUGCUGAUGUCGGAGAUGUCUGGUAACGUGAUCGACCUGUGCCCGGUCGGCGCGCUCACCUCCAAACCGUACGCGUUCACCGCCCGCCCCUGGGAGACGCGCAAGACGGACAGCAUCGACGUCAUGGACGCCGUCGGCUCCAACAUCGUCGUGUCGACGCGCACCGGCGAGGUGCUGCGCGUCCUGCCCAGGAUGAACGAGGACAUCAACGAGGAGUGGAUUGACGACAAAGCGCGCUUCUCGUACGACGGCCUGAAGCGGCAGCGGCUUGUGGCGCCCAUGCUGAGGAUUGACGGCGAACUGCAGCCCGUUGAGUGGGAGGACGCCCUGGUGGCCACGGCCAAAACGCUGCGUGCGUCAGGCGAGAAGACUGCCGUGGUGGCCGGCGGACUCUGCGACGCCGAGUGUCUGACGGCGGUGAAGGACCUGGUGAACCGGCUCGGCUCCGAGGCGCUCUGCACAGAGGAGACGUUCCCGAACGCCGGCUCCGGCACCGACCUGCGCUCCAACUACCUGCUCAACUCGAAAAUCACAGGUAUCGAGGAGGCCGACCUGGUGCUGCUGAUCGGCGCCAACCCGCGCUACGAGGCGCCGCUGCUCAACGCCCGCAUCAGAAAGUCGUGGAUCAACAACGACCUGCAGGUGGCCGUGGUGGGGCCGCAGCUGGAGCUCAACUAUCCCACCGAGCAACUGGGCGACUCUCUGGACACGGUGCGCCAGCUGCUGUCCGGUCAGCACGCGUUCAGCAGCCGGCUGGCGGCCGCCCAGCAGCCCAUCGUGGUGCUGGGCGCCGCCGCGCUGGCCGGACCCGACGGCGCCCAGCUGCUGGCGCUCACCCAGCAGCUGGCGCAGCAGCUGCGCGCGCGCGCCACCGCCGCGCCCGACGGCUGGCGGGUGCUGAGUGUGCUGCAGCGGGUGGCCUCGCAGGCGGCCGCGCUGGACCUGGGCUACCGGCCGGGCGCGGCGGCGGCGCGCGGCCGACAGGCCAAGGCGCUGCUGCUGCUCGGAGCCGACGAGGGCACCGUGGAGAGGAGCGACCUGGCCGACAACGCCACCGUCAUCUACAUCGGUCACCAUGGCGACGCUGGCGCGGCGUCGGCCGACAUCGUGCUGCCGGGCGCCGCCUACACGGAGAAGCAGGCCACGUACGUGAACACGGAGGGCCGCGCGCAGCAGACGCUGACCGCCGUCACUCCGCCCGGCAUGGCGCGCGAGGACUGGAAGAUCGUCCGCGCCCUCUCAGAGGUGGUGGGCGAGGGACUGCCGUACGACACGCUGGCAGAGCUGCGCCGCCGGAUGACCGAGAUCUCGCCCAACCUCACACGCUACGGGGACGUCGAGGAAACAAACUACUUCGCGCAGGCCGCAGAGCUGGCCAAGAGCGUGUCGGCCCAGUCGAAGGGAACCUCGCCGGUGGCGCCCAGUCUGGUCCGGCUCGAGGACUUCUACAUGACCAACACCAUCUCGCGAGCGUCGCCCACCAUGGCAAAGUGCAUCCAGGCGGUGGCCAAGCAGCGCGAGUCCAAGUAUAACUAGUGAGGUGCGCGCCGCGGAGACUGUGUGAGUGUACAGAGUGCUGCGCCGCCCGGCAGGCACCGGCCGGGGGUGGCAGCGGAACGGCCGCACGGCCGCUGUAGAUAUAAUAUUGUGGACGGGGCGAACUGUGCGGUCAAUAUGUGAAUAUAUGUGUGAGGAGUCGA
Messenger RNA from Amphibalanus amphitrite, 2618 nucleotides. It is a transcript of the gene ND-75, whose product is annotated as NADH-ubiquinone oxidoreductase 75 kDa subunit, mitochondrial-like. Gene Ontology annotation, cellular component: membrane. The transcript has 15 exons. Lineage: Eukaryota; Metazoa; Arthropoda; Thecostraca; Balanomorpha; Balanidae. Gene Ontology annotation, biological process: ATP synthesis coupled electron transport. Gene Ontology annotation, molecular function: iron-sulfur cluster binding; NADH dehydrogenase (ubiquinone) activity. The record is from RefSeq and is a predicted model, not a curated record. The coding region runs from base 265 to 2454 and encodes 729 amino acids.